Lipotes vexillifer (Yangtze River dolphin) is the source of this 3464-nucleotide messenger RNA. It is a transcript of the gene BAIAP3, whose product is annotated as BAI1 associated protein 3. The transcript is spliced from 33 exons. Bases 6 to 3464 code for a protein of 1152 amino acids. Lineage: Eukaryota; Metazoa; Chordata; Mammalia; Artiodactyla; Lipotidae. Gene Ontology annotation, molecular function: SNARE binding. The record is from RefSeq and is a predicted model, not a curated record. Gene Ontology annotation, cellular component: trans-Golgi network membrane; secretory vesicle; recycling endosome membrane. Gene Ontology annotation, biological process: regulation of dense core granule exocytosis; positive regulation of neurotransmitter secretion.
CCACCAUGUCCACCUUGCUGGAGAUCAAGAGCAGCGUGCUCAGGCAGGUGCAGGUGUGCCCGUCCUUCCGCCGGAGGACUGAGGAUGAGCCGGCGAGCAGCAGCACCGAAGUGCAGGAGCCCGCGGCUGGGGCCUGGAAACCCGGAGAUGGUGUGGAGUUCUUUGCCCAGAUGCGCCUCAUCCUGAAGAAGGGGGAAAGCAGACAGGGCCUGCCGUGCCCCGAGGUCCUCCUGCACAGUAGCUCCCCAGCCCCCACAGAGCCCGUGGACCCCAGCCGUGGCCUUAGAGCCCUGACCCAAGAGGAGGUGGAGAUGCUCUAUGAGGAAGCCUUGUACACAGUCCUUUACCGUGCAGGGACCAUGGGCCCCGACCAGGUGGAUGACCAGGGGGCCCUACUGAGCUACCUGCAGCAGGUGUUCGGCACCAGCCCCGAGGAACAUGCUGAGGCCGUGGAGCAUGUGAAGAAGGCCAAGGCUCCCACAUAUGCCCUGAAAGUCUCCGUCAUGCGUGCCAAGAACCUGCUGGCCAAAGACCCCAACGGUUUCAGUGACCCGUACUGCAUGUUGGGCAUCCUGCCAGCCUCAGGCACCCUGAGGGAGCAGGGCCCACACAAGGAGCAGCGCUUCAGCUUCCGCAAGGGCAGCAAGCGUGGUGGCCCACUGCCAGCCAAGUGCAUCCAGGUCACUGAGGUCAAAAGCAGCACCCUGAACCCUGUGUGGAAGGAGCACUUCCUCUUUGAGAUUGAGGAUGUCAGCACCGACCAGCUGCACCUGGACAUCUGGGAUCAUGAUGAUGAUGUGUCCCUGGUGGAAGCAUGUAGGAAGCUGAAUGAAGUCAUUGGCCUAAAAGGCAUGAGCAGGUAUUUCAAACAGAUUGUCAAGUCUGCCCGCACAAAUGGGACAGCAGGGCCCACGGAGGACCACACCGAUGACUUCCUGGGGUGCCUCAACAUACCCAUCCGGGAGGUGCCCGUGGCUGGUGAGGACCGCUGGUUCAAACUGGAACCGCGCUCCAACGCCUCCCGCGUGCAGGGGGACUGCCAGCUGGUCCUCAAGCUGAUCACCACACAGAGGGACACGAGCAUGAGCCAGCGCGGGCGCUCGGGCUUCCUGUCCUACCUGCUGCUGCUCAGCCGUCUGCUGCAGUUCGAGCACCAAGCCGAGGAGCCCAACUCGAGCAGCUGGCGCGGUGAGCUCAGCGGGCCUGCGGCCACCGUGCUCUGCCUGCACGGCGCGCAGAGCAACCUGUCGGCGCUGCAGCUGGCUGUGCUGCACUGGCAGGUCAGCAGCCGCCACCAUCAGACGCGCACCCUGGACUACGGCUACCUGCUGGGGCUGCUGGAAGAUAUGCAGGCACACUGGGAAGAGGCGGCCUCGCUGCCCCAGGAGCAGGAGGAGGGACUGGCAGACAGCUUCUCCGCCUUCUGUGAGUUUGGGCUCCGGUUGCUGCGCCAGCUCCGAGACUACUUCCCUGCCACCAACAGCACAGCCGUCUACCGCCUGGAGCUGCUGUUGAAGUGUCUUGGCAAGCUGCAGCUCUUCCAGCCUUCCUUUGAGAUCUGCCCCUUCGAGACGGAGCUAAACAUGGACAUUGCUGCUGCCCUGAAGAGAGGGAACCGUGAAUGGUUCGACAAGCUCCUGAACUCCCAGAGUCCUCGUGAGCAGCCGGGGCCACAGCGCCUUGCAGGGCUGGUCAAGCUGGCUGACACUGUCUACGAGGAUCUGCAGUCCUGCUAUGGCAUCUAUGCCAGCCUCUUCCACAGCAUCCUCAAGAUCGACUUCUUCACCCUCACCUUUCGGCAGCUGGAGCGUUUGGUGGCUGAAGAGGCGUGGGUGCUGAUCGAGGAGCUGAGCCCGAAGAUGACCCUCGAGGUGGCCUCAGGGCUUUUUGAGCUCUACCUGACCCUGGCAGACAUCCAGUGCUUCUGGAGCAGCAUCCCGGGCCGGGACAGCCGCUCCCUUGCCCUGGCUGGCAUCCACGCCCCAUUCCUGCCUGCUGUGAAGCUUUGGCUGCAGGUGCUGCGGGACCAAGCCAAGUGGAGGCUUCAGGGAGCCGUGGAUGUGGACACGCUGGAGCCCAUGGAUUCCUCCUCCAAGCACAGCAGCUCCGCAGCCACUGCAAGCCUCUGCUUCAGCCACAUCCAGGAGCUGUGGGCCCGCCUGGCAUGGCCAGACCCUGCCCAGGCCCAGGGGCUGGGCACCCAGCUCAGCCAGGACCUGUGUGAAGCUGCCCUCUUCUACACAGAGCUGCUGCGGAAGAAGGUGGACACUCAGCCUGGGGCAGCAGGCGAGGCAGUGAGCGAGCCACUCUGCGUGGUCCUCAAUGACGUGGAGCUCCUGCGCAAGGCUGCUGGCCAGGCGCUGCGUGGCCUGGCGUGGCCGGAGGGGGCUCCAGGGCUCAAGGGUGUGCUCCCACGCCCCCUGCUUAGCUGCAUGCAGGCCCUGGAUGAGGACCUGCAGCGGGAGGCCCGAACCGUGACGGCACACCUGACCUCCAAGAUGGUGGGUGACAUCAGGAAGUACGUGCAGCACAUCAGCCUCUCGCCUGACUCCAUCCAAAACGAGGAGGCCAUGGCCCCGCUCCUAAAGUACCUGGACGAGAAGCUGGCUCUGCUGAACGCCUCACUGGUGAAGGAGAACCUGAGCAGGGUGCUGGAGGCCCUCUGGGAGCUGCUGCUACAGGCUAUUCUGCAGGCUCUGGGUGCAAACCGUGACGUGUCUGCUGACUUCUAUGGGCGCUUCCACUUCACGCUGGAGGCCCUGGUCAAUUUUUUCCACGCUGAGGGCCAGGGUUUGCCGCUGGAGAGCCUGAGGGAUGGAAGCUACAAGAGGCUGGAGGAGGAGCUGCGCCUGCACCAGUGCUCCACCCGGGAGUGCAUAGAGCAGUACUACUUGGACAAGCUCAAGCAGAGGUCCCUGGAGCACAACCGGUUUGGGCGCCUGAGCGUCCGCUGCCACUACGAGGCGGCUGAACAGCGGCUGGUGGUGGAGGUGCUGCACGCCGCCGACCUGCUCCCCCUGGACGCCAACGGCCUGAGCGACCCCUUUGUGAUCGUGGAGCUGGGCCCGCCGCACCUUUUCCCUCUGGUCCGCAGUCAGAGGACCCAGGUCAAGAGCCGGACGCUGCACCCCGUGUACGACGAGCUCUUCUACUUCUCCGUGCCCGCAGAGGCCUGCCGCCGCCGGGGCGCCUGCGUGCUGUUCACCGUCAUGGACCACGACUGGCUGUCCACCAACGACUUCGCGGGGGAGGCAGCCCUGGGCCUGGGCAGCAUUGGCGGCGUCGCGAGGCCCCAGGUGGGAGGAAGCGCGAAGGCCGGGCAGCCGGUCACCCUGCACCUGCGCCGGCCCAGAGCCCAGGUGAGAUCGGCGCUUAGGAUGCUGGAGGGCCGCAACAACAAGGAGGCGCAGGAGUUUGUCAAGAGACUCAAGGAGCUGGAGAAGUACAUGGAGGCGGACCCCUGA